AUGAUCGCUCUCCUUGUUGGAUUUGCUACAUUCACGGCCGCCUUUUUAAUCUAUCGGCUCUGUCACUGCUUAUUGUUCAGCCCCCUCCGCCGAGUCCCUGGCCCAACCUCGUUUGCCUUGACAGGGGCAAGGCUGUCUUUUGAAGAUUACAGAGGAACUCGUACUCGCAAAAUAUUUUCUUUGCACCAAAAAUAUGGACCUGUUGUUCGAGUCGGGCCGAACGAAAUUUCAUUCAACAGUCUCUCAUCACUACGAGCGAUCUAUGGUGCCGGAAGUGGCUUUGAAAGGACCGAAUUCUAUAAAAUGUUCGAAGCAUAUGGCCGAAAGAAUCUCUUCUCUUUUUCAUCCGUCAAAGAGCAUGGGGACCGCAAAAAACUCUUUGCCCACGCUUAUGCAAAAUCUGUCAUGCUUAAAGGAGAAAAUGCAGCAAUGGUGGAGCGUAAGGCUAAGUUGUAUACGGACCUCUUGGGUGAUGAGGACUCCGUGAACGAAAUCUUUGCAUCAUUGCACUAUUAUUCUCUUGACAAUAUCACAGAGUUUCUCUACGGCAGGUUUGGCAAGACUUCAUGUCUAGAGGGAUCACAACAAGAUCGGGAAUUGAUCAUCGACAUCGUUGAUACUGCCCGGCGAAAGUUAUCAUGGUACUCGGUUCAUUUCCCUGGGUUCACAAAGUGGCUUUACUCACGAUCCGGAGCCCUGAGUUGUAUCGCACAACAUUUUUAUCCUAUGAAGAAGCCAACAACAUAUACUGGGAUCAGACUCCAUGCCGCGAAAGCUUGUCAGGCAUUUGCUCAAGUCCCCGAAAGUGAAAAGCUCGAGGAAACAUCUUUGAUCGCAAAAUUAUGGAGGCAUCAUCACUCUCAGAAGGAAAAUGGAAUGGAUGAUUUAGACAUCGCUUCGGAAUGUGCCGAUCAUCUCCUUGCCGGGAUUGACACCACCAGUGACACAUUAAUGUUUCUGAUUUGGUCCCUUUCCCGACCACCACACUCAACAUUCCAAGACCGGCUUGUAGAGGAGGUCCAAAAACUAUCAGAAAAACAAUUGGAUGCAGAUGGGAUUCCGAUGGCCCUUGAAUGUGAUAAGUUGCCGUACCUUGAUGCAGUAAUCAAGGAAGCCCUUCGACUUUAUGCUCCUUUACCAGGAUCCGAGCCAAGAUCACUUUCCAAGGCUGUGACAAUUGAUGGCUUUUUGAUACCUCCACAUACAACGGUUUCCAUCGCACCUUAUACACUUCACAGAAAUCCCGAGAUCUUCAAAGACCCUCUUAACUUUAAUCCCGAUCGUUGGCUGGAGUUUUCUGAGGAGUCAAUGGAGAUGAAAAAGUGGUUUUGGGCAUUUUCUAGUGGAGGAAGAAUGUGUAUCGGGAUGCACCUAGCAAUGACUGAGAUGACAACUCUUGUUGCGGCGGUCUAUCGAAAGUACAGGACGAAAACAACACCGGCAUUUGACAACGUGUCUCCUGGAAUAACUGCGCGAUAUGAAGUUUUCUAUGAUGAAAUGUGUCCGGGGAUGCGAGUAUGCUUGAACCUUUCAUCUCAAAUACGAUUAAAAGCCUGA
Messenger RNA from Penicillium macrosclerotiorum, 1557 nucleotides. RefSeq names its product cytochrome P450. Gene Ontology annotation, molecular function: iron ion binding; oxidoreductase activity, acting on paired donors, with incorporation or reduction of molecular oxygen; monooxygenase activity. NCBI's taxonomy places the organism in Eukaryota, Fungi, Ascomycota, Eurotiomycetes, Eurotiales, Aspergillaceae. The transcript has 2 exons. Bases 1 to 1557 code for a protein of 518 amino acids. The record is from RefSeq and is a predicted model, not a curated record.